AUGGAGUCCGACAGUGCCGCCAGACGCUCGCAGCAGCUCGCCGUGUUUUCCGCGUCCGCGGAAGCCGCCGCAGUAGACGUUGCGCCCCCCGCCUCCGGGCUUGCCUCGUCUCCUCCCGCCGCCAUUGUCGUCGCGGAGCCAGCUGCCGCUCAACCGCCGGUAUCCGAAAUACAGGCGAGUCGGGUUCUAUUCCUUCUGUUGGCGUUAAUCAACAAGGGCAGCGGUCCUCCUGCUAGUGGCAGCGACGCGGGAUUAGUCGCAGCCCUGUUCAAGGGUGCACGGCAACUCGGCUUCGAGCGACUCUUCCCCUCUCUUCCCCCCUCUCUCCCCCUCUCCCUGCAUCCGCGGCCUCACUCCCGUGCUGUCGCUGCGUGUGUGCGUGCGAACGGCGGCGUGCGGCGGCGUGCGCAGGUGCUGAUCCGGUACGGGCUGGAGGUGCUGUUCGGGCCCGAGGUGGCGCACGUCACGGACGACGAGCAGACCGUCUUCAUCGACCUGCCCGCUAACAUCGCGGGCAGUUUCAUAAUGGGAGUGGUGGGAGUGGCGGCGAAGCGGCACAUAGCGGCGUACUCGGAGCACCUGGCGAUCGGGCUGGCGACGGGGCUGUGCGGGUGCAUCACCACCUUCGCGUCGUGGAACCAGCGCAUGCUCGCCAUCCUCGCCUCCGGCCUCUGGGUGCGCGCCCUCGCCGGCUACAUCGUUGGAGCGGCGCUGCCGUUCGUGUCGCUGAUUGCGGGGAUCGACUUUGCGGACGGCAUCAAGUGGCAGAUCAAGCGCGCCAACGACCGCCGCACCGCGCGCGGCAAGCCGCCCCUGCGCGCGCCACGGAGCGACCACUUCGACCGGCGGUGGGCGUCGCUGCUGCUCUUCUUCUGCCUCUCCGUCUUCCUCGCCACCGCCGCCGCCAUCGGCACCGCGCUCGACGACUGGUCCUCCAAGACAAGGCGGCUGUGGUUUGCGUGCGUGGUGGCGGCGCCGGGCGCGUGGCUGCGGUGGUACCUGUCGUGGCUGAACGGCGGGACGGUGGGCAAGGGGCGGUGGUGGCAGUGGGUGCCCGUGGGCACUGUUGCUGCCAACGUGAGCGCGUCCGUGCUGGAGGCUGCUCUCUCUACUGUCGUGCUCGCU
Messenger RNA from Closterium sp. Naga37s-1, 1125 nucleotides. Lineage: Eukaryota; Viridiplantae; Streptophyta; Zygnematophyceae; Desmidiales; Closteriaceae. The record is from the annotation of a GenBank genome assembly.